Messenger RNA from Gryllus bimaculatus (two-spotted cricket), 393 nucleotides. The record is from the annotation of a GenBank genome assembly. NCBI's taxonomy places the organism in Eukaryota, Metazoa, Arthropoda, Insecta, Orthoptera, Gryllidae.
UGACGUGGUUAUCCAAUCGAAUCAAUAUAAAAAGUCAUAACAGAGUUCAGUCACUGCUGAUGUCAGGAGCCACUUCAUUUAAAUCGGAGAUAAGUAUGCCCCGUAAAAUCUGGCAGCUCAUUUUUGACAAGGACAAUUUACGGCCUUAUGAAAUAUCACAAGAUAAUGUAAAUGUCUUAAAUUUUAAGCCAAGAUGGGAGAAAACAAUGGACGAUCUCACUGGGCCAUUGGCGGAUCAAUACAGAGAUGCAUUUGGAGCAUUACCUGCAGCAGAAAUAAAUGGAGAAAUACCACGAGCCAAGCGUGUUAAACGUCUUCACAUUAGUUUAGAGAAAAAGAAUCAAGAAUAGUAAGCUAACAUUUAUCAGAUCACAUCUAUCAUCACAUUGAAAU